AAAAUAUUAAUGUAAUCAAGUAACACAGAAAGUGCAUUCCGGCCAACAGCAACAAUCAAGCUAAUGAGGGUGAGGUGGCCACAUGUGUGGGCGUGAGUAUCGUACGAGUCUGCCAAAAGGUCAACAGAACUAAAGCAUAAUCCACCUGGUCUACGAACUUCACUUGAUAGCACCAUUGACAUGAACAAUCCCCCUCGGACCGUGUCGGAGGAGAAAUCAAUCAGCAGAGCACACAAAUGACCAACUCAGAGGAACGGAAAAGCAAUAAUUAGCAACGUAAUUAGUAGCAAGUCCGAUAUUCUUCCAAAACUUAAGGUCAAAAUUGCGCAUCGCCAUGUUUUCCGAAGCAUAUGACACCGAUGAGCUGGACACCAUCGCCGAUGUCAUGGGACUCCGCUCACAGGCUCGACUAAACACAUUUCGCGAAAUGUGGUACCACUUAUUUCUGUGGGCCCUCUUCUCAUCCAUUUUUAUCCACACCUGUGCCGCCCUCGUGGCGUUUGUCACGCUUCGAAAGCAUAAAUUCGGUCGAUUCUUCUCCAUACUAGUUCUGGUCAUGGGAUUCUUGUCCCCGGCUUCUAGUGGGAUCAUUAGCAGUGCGGUAAUUGCAUUUGUGCAUCGCGCUUCCAGCCUGCCCAUGUCGCCUAUUUAUGCAAUGGUCUGGGGUCUUGGACAGACUAUAGUCUCGGCGUGCCUGGGCUUCACCCGAAUCUUGGCCACGCUCUAGAUUAUGGUCUGAAAUUUCAUUAUAGAACGUUCGUCGCUUGCUAUUUUUUUUUUGUAAUCAUUAUCAUACUUUUUUUAUUCGUUUUUCGCAGAACAUCUUGAAAGAUGCUCGACAACAAAUAUAAAAAUUCAUAGAUAUGCGUAUAAGAAUAUUGUGAUUUUUAAAUAUACAUAUACUAUAUACGACCA
Messenger RNA from Drosophila miranda, 915 nucleotides. Its product is annotated as transmembrane protein 170B-like. The record is from RefSeq and is a predicted model, not a curated record. The coding region runs from base 335 to 727 and encodes 130 amino acids. NCBI's taxonomy places the organism in Eukaryota, Metazoa, Arthropoda, Insecta, Diptera, Drosophilidae. The transcript has a single exon.